Didymodactylos carnosus is the source of this 2319-nucleotide messenger RNA. The record is from the annotation of a GenBank genome assembly. NCBI's taxonomy places the organism in Eukaryota, Metazoa, Rotifera, Eurotatoria, Philodinida, Philodinidae.
AUGACUCAGUGUACAAUGGCAUUACCAAAUGCACAGGAUGAGUAUUUAUGGAAAAAGCUGACAUCGAACGAGGUGAGAAGUAUUAACUGCUCGGUAUUUGUGGCUGCUAGUCCUCGUGGAGUCAAAUUACCAGAUCAAAUCAGUCCGGAAGCAGCAGUAUUAUUAGCCAAAUUAAAAGGCCGUAUUUAUGCUAUUGCUCUUCGUGGAAAAUCUCAAGCCGGAAAAAGCACGACAUUGAAUCGAGUUGCAAAAAUGUCAGAUUGUCAUAUUAAUACUUUGUUACCAGUGGCGAAACAAUUCGGUUCAACAACGACGCAUGGAAUCUGGAUAAUGAUUGUCGAAUUUAAAAAUGACGAUGCACUUCUAUUAUUUGAUAUGCAAGGUACAGAUCGUGGUGCUGAUGAAAUAACAUACAAAUUAAUUGCAUAUACGGAUCAUAUUUGUACUAAAGUUGUCAAUGUAUUUCGAAUGCCGCAAGAAGGAUUUUCAAAUGAAUAUAUCGAUGCUCUCUAUUGUUUAGCCACCGCACGAGAGAGUGUUAAAAAUUUAGCUCCAACAUCUGAUAAAGUCCUCUUGUGGACAAAUUGUGUACUACCAAAACAAAGUCCAUUUGAUGAAAAGUCGUGUGAAACACCAGAAGUAUAUCAGGCCGAGGUACUCAAGAGUGUAGAGGGAGAACGCAAAAUACAAGCUCGAAAAGCUAUAAAAUAUACUGAACAAACACCAAUCGUCACAUCGAGUAAACCUUCAGACAAAAUUCUAUCGAAGAUUUCGGAGUUGGAGAACGAUAAUUCGUUUAUUCAGAAUGACAUCGUUCCAGUACUCAAACGUAUCCUACAUAAUGUUCGACCGGUGACCAUCAGUUCACAUGAUAUCAAAGGUGGAAAUGAUUAUGUUCAAUAUCUGAGCAACGUUUAUAGCAACAUUCUUAAGAGUGACAUCAAUCUUCCGUUUUGUAUCUUACCAAUGGUCCGAAAUAUCGCCACAUCUGUUUCGAAAAUUCAAGCAGAAUGGAUGAAAAAUCAAAUUGAACAACUAUUGCCGGUAUAUUCACAAGAUCCUAAUUGGAUUUCAAAUAUUCUUAUUAUUGAGUUGAACGGAUUAAAAUCGAAAUGCAUCGAAGCGUUUAAAAGAAAAUUGUCCGAUUUUCCAGACAGUGCAUGGAAAGAUCAGCUAGAUGAUUUGGACUGUUCAAUACAAGUUUCCAUCAAAAAAGUUAUUGACAAAUACAGAAAGGAUGUUCUAGAUCAUUUCCUGAAGAUAAAUCUCCCACGAUUAAGUCAUGUGUGUACGCUUGGACUUCGAAUUGACGAGUUAAAAUCACAACUAAUCAUGAAUAUGAAGGAAAUUGAUAAAGAAAUCGUCAAGAUACCGCUUCUCAAUGAAAGUAUUACUGACUUGGAUCGAAGAUUUGUCACACAAGCGCUUGAAAUGCACAUUCAUGAUCUGUGUCGCAUACAAGAGAAUAAUGAACGAGAUUGGACCGAUCGAGAAAGGAAAUUUAAGGAAAAAAUUUAUUCAACUGAUCAUAGUGGAGUCGAUGAAAUUAUUAAACUACUGAUAGGAGAACAUAUGCAUUAUUCUGAGCAGCAAUUCACAAAGUUCGGUAUUAUACCUCAACCAUUUUUCAAUUUGGACAUAAAAACCGACGAAUUAAAAAAAAACAAUAAAGAUCAAUCGAAGAUAUUUCCACAAAAAUAUCGAGAAGAAUGCAUUGAAGGAUUCAAAGCAAAAAUUGGAUCGAUAUUCUCUACGAAUGCAACUACUCCGGAAAAAUAUGGCUUUCUACUAAUAGAUAUAGAGUAUUGUCUGAAACGUUAUUAUGAAAAAUUGCCAUGGCCACUGAACGACGAAACGAUUGGUCAGGUUGAAAGUGAUCUUCAAGGACUGUGUACACAGGCUCUUGACAAUAUUUAUACACCAGAAGUGAUAGAACAAUUGAAACGUGAUCGAGUGGCCCAAAUGGAAGCAUUAUCCAAACUAAAAUUAGCGGAAAACGAGUCUCUUUUAUGGGUUCACUGUGUUGGAUGUAAACGUAUAUUUGCUGGCCGAACUGUAGGCUGUGCAAAUGUGACGUGUUCUCAGUUUCAAGUCAGUGACACAAUGAACACUGAUCAUGGAUGUAGUUUAACGUUCCAGUGGAAAAAAGCACAACCAGUGAAGUUUGAUCAGUUGCCGAAAGAUAUUUGGUUGUUAGACAUAGAAGGAGCUAACCGUGGUGACGUUUUUCGAAAGAAAAUUCGAGAACUUCAAAGAAAGAUUAUUUUGGGAGCAGCUAAUCUCCCGAAGUUGAAACAUAAACGAACUCAUAGUCGAUAG